Messenger RNA from Amblyraja radiata (thorny skate), 1338 nucleotides. Its product is annotated as zinc finger CW-type PWWP domain protein 1. Gene Ontology annotation, molecular function: zinc ion binding. Lineage: Eukaryota; Metazoa; Chordata; Chondrichthyes; Rajiformes; Rajidae. Bases 106 to 1338 code for a protein of 410 amino acids. Gene Ontology annotation, cellular component: nucleus. The transcript has 12 exons. The record is from RefSeq and is a predicted model, not a curated record.
CAGGGACGGUGUGCAUGAAAGAAGACUGAGUUUUCAUAUAUUAACUGCGAACUUCACAAGUACUGAAUUAAGUUGUUCGGAGAGCUGACAGACAGAGGAAGGACCAUGAAAGAUUUUGAAGAGCUGAGAAAACUGUGCUGCAGCGAUGACGCUGAUGCGAUCGAGAUGACUGCAACAAGUAAUGGUAUCGAGAAGGACAUAAAGAAGAGCGGAAACUUUGUGGCUCCCACUGUGAAGGACAUCCUAAAACUGAAGAAGAAGAAAGAGGUGCUGUGUGAGAAUUCUUCCACUGAGAUUAAGGGCCAGAAUGGAGAAAGCACAGAGGACGUGUGUCUAGAUAUGGAAAGGAAAGGCCAGAAGAACUUUGCACUGAAACAAAAGAAAUCCGUGCUAGAACAGAAACAGGCCAAGACAUGUCUCGAUGAAGGCUGUGUCAACAAACCGGGAAAAAUCAACAAUAAGAACCCUGAAGAAAAGGUUAAACACAAGACUAAGUGUGUUGGCCGUACAGCUAAACCAAAUAAGGAGAUCCCGACACUCAGUGACAGUCAGUAUGAAAUGAUCUUCCAGUCUGUCAUAGACAAGUCUCUGGAGGAAUGCAUAGCUAGUCGUAAGAAGCAUGAAGUGGAAAGCUUUCUGGAGGACAGUGAAUUGCUGCUUGCCAGUGAGAACACUGAACCCGCCAUAAACAACUGUAGUGAGGAUUUAGAGAUGCAGGGAGUUCGGAAGAUAAAGACCAAAGCAAAGGACAAGAAAGUGAAUAGAUUGUCUCGGAAAAGUAAAAGUGCCACCAAUAUACAUGAGGCAAGUGAAGCGAACAAGGAGAGAAGAAAGCAUAAACGGAAAGGCCAGCCAAAGAAAAUUGUUCCCGACUACACCCGAUUUAUCGACGACGAUGAGGAAACCGCAAUAGAUAAUUAUGUUGCCUGGGCCCAGUGCGGCAGGAAGCUGUGUGGGAAGUGGAGGCGGCUGAAAGACAAUGUGGAUCCGGCCACCCUGGCAAAGGACUGGACUUGCAGUCAGAACCCAGACGCUCUGUACAACUCGUGUGACCUGCCUGAAGAAGUCUGGGACGGAAAGGAUAACGACAUUAUUUACGCUGAGCUGGUUCCUGGUUCCAUAGUGUGGGCCAAGCAGUCUGGAUAUCCGUGGUGGCCAGCUAUGGUGGAGCAUGACCCUCAGAGUGGGAAAUACUUCAUGUUUACAAGCGACUCCGAUCAGUGUCCGUCAAAAUAUCACGUUACAUUUUUCGACAACAUCGUAACCCACGCAUGGAUUUCGGUAUCGCUGAUAAAGAGUUUCCAAGAAAAUCCACGGGACAAAAGUAUAUCGCGGUAG